Messenger RNA from Melospiza melodia melodia, 6954 nucleotides. RefSeq names its product ATP binding cassette subfamily G member 4 (gene ABCG4). The record is from RefSeq and is a predicted model, not a curated record. The transcript is spliced from 15 exons. NCBI's taxonomy places the organism in Eukaryota, Metazoa, Chordata, Aves, Passeriformes, Passerellidae. Gene Ontology annotation, cellular component: membrane. Gene Ontology annotation, biological process: transmembrane transport; cholesterol homeostasis; cholesterol efflux. Gene Ontology annotation, molecular function: ABC-type sterol transporter activity; ATP hydrolysis activity; ATP binding. Bases 212 to 2137 code for a protein of 641 amino acids.
GGGAGGAGACCCGGGCCGGGCACCCUCGGGGGCAGCGCCCAGCCCGGCUCCCGCCGCUGAGCGCCGCAACCGAACCGAACUGAACCGGGCGGAACCGAACCGAGCCGAGCCCGGCCGGGUCCCCCGGGCAGCGCCCCUUUGUCUACGGAGGAGGCGAGGCGGGGGCGCUGAGGAGCGGAGCCGCCGCCCCGCACCCUGCCAGAGCGGCAGGAUGGCCGAGAAGGGCAUGGACCCCGCCUGCGUCUCCAUCGCCCUGGAGGACACGGUGUGCCACGCCGGCCCUCCCGACGCGCCGCUGCUCACCACGCACCUGAAGAAGGUGGAGAACCACAUCACGGAGGCGCAGAGGUUCUCCCACCUCCCCAAGCGCUCGGCCGUCAACAUCGAGUUCAUCGACCUGUCCUACUCCGUGCGGGAGGGAUCCUGGUGGAGGAAGAGAGGGUACAAGACUCUCCUGAAAUGCCUGUCGGGGAAGUUCUGCCAGCGGGAGCUCAUUGGGAUCAUGGGCCCCUCAGGAGCUGGGAAAUCCACGCUCAUGAACAUCCUGGCUGGCUACAGGGAGACUGGCAUGAAGGGGCAGAUCCUGGUGAACGGGCGGCCGCGGGACCUGCGCACCUUCCGCAAGAUGUCCUGCUACAUCAUGCAGGAUGACAUGCUGCUGCCACACCUCACCGUGCUCGAGGCCAUGAUGGUCUCUGCCAACCUGAAGCUGAGUGAGAAGCAGGAGGUGAAGAAGGAGCUGGUGAACGAGAUCCUGACGGCCCUGGGGCUGCUGGAGUGCUCCUACACCCGCACCAGCUCCCUGUCGGGGGGACAGCGCAAGCGCCUGGCCAUCGCCCUGGAGCUGGUCAACAACCCGCCCGUCAUGUUCUUCGAUGAGCCCACCAGCGGGCUGGACAGCGCCUCCUGCUUCCAGGUGGUGUCCCUGAUGCGCUCCCUGGCUCAGGGCGGGCGCACCAUCAUCUGCACCAUCCACCAGCCCAGCGCCAAGCUCUUCGAGAUGUUCGACAAGCUCUACAUCCUGAGCCAGGGCCAGUGCAUCUUCAAGGGCGUCGUGACCAACCUCAUCCCCUACCUGAAGGGCCUCGGCCUCCACUGCCCCACGUACCACAACCCCGCUGACUUCAUCAUCGAGGUGGCCUCAGGGGAGUACGGGGACCUCAACCCCGUCCUGUUCCGCGCCGUCCAGAACGGGAUGUGCACCAUGGCCGAGAAGAAGAGCAGCCCUGACAAGGCAGAUUCCUCGUGCCCCACGUGUGGGACGGACGUGGAUCACAUCGAGAGCCACACGUUCGCCACCAGCGCCACAACUCAGUUCUGCAUCCUCUUCAAGAGAACCUUCAUCUGCAUCCUGCGGGACACGGUGCUGACCCACCUGCGGUUCAUGUCCCACAUCUGCAUCGGGGUGCUCAUCGGGCUGCUCUACCUGCACAUCGGCAACGACGCGGGCAAGGUCUUCAACAACACCGGCUUCCUCUUCUUCUCCAUGCUCUUCCUCAUGUUCGCUGCCCUCAUGCCCACCAUCCUCACCUUCCCCCAGGAGAUGACCGUGUUCCUGAGGGAGCACCUCAACUACUGGUACAGCCUCAAAGCCUAUUACCUGGCAAAGACCAUGGCAGACGUGCCCUUCCAGGUGAUCUGCCCCAUCGCCUACUGCAGCAUCGUGUACUGGAUGACGGGCCAGCCCCCCGAGGCCACGCGCUUCCUGCUCUUCUCCGCCCUGGCCACCGCCACCGCCCUGGUGGCCCAGUCCCUGGGGCUGCUCAUCGGAGCUGCUUCCACUUCCCUGCAGGUGGCCACCUUUGUGGGACCUGUCACUGCCAUCCCCGUGCUGCUCUUCUCGGGCUUCUUCGUCAGCUUCAAGACCAUCCCCACCUACCUGCAGUGGAGCUCCUACGUCUCCUACGUCAGGUAUGGCUUCGAGGGGGUCAUCCUCACCAUCUACGCCAUGGAGCGCGAGGACCUGGAGUGCCUCGAGGACUUCUGCCCUUUCCAAAAGCCCAUCAAGAUCCUGCAGGAGCUGGACGUGGAGGAGGCCAAGCUCUACCUGGACUUCCUCAUCCUGGGCAUCUUCUUCGUCAUCCUGCGGCUCCUGGCUUACCUGGUGCUCAGGUACAAGGUCAAAUCUGAGAGAUAAGAGGGCCGUGGGGCCCCGGUGCCGUCCCCGGGCCUGGCCUGCUGUGAGAGAUGUUCUGCAGAUGGACACGGUGCUCCUGCAGGUCCCAGAGCGUGGUGGAGGCACUGGGAGGCGCCAGCCAGGCCUGGCUCAGUCGAGAAGGGUUUUGAGACAUCUCGGAACUGUUUUAACCUUUCCACACACACACUCUUCAUUGCGAAACGUUUUGUACAGCCCUGGCACGUGCCACUGUCUCCCCCAGGACUGACAGAGCUUGGCUCCCCUUUGGCUGUCCCUGCCUGUGCCCUGGGGACAGCAGGGACAGCCCAGCCCAGGUGUUUGUGCCCAGCACGGCUGGGAGGAGCCUGCCCUGAGCAGAGGAGCAGCAGCUGGGGCUGGGCUGGGCUGGCAGGAGGGAGCUGCAGAGCUGGAGGUGCAGCCAUGGGCCCGUUCCUCGUCCUGGCCAGCAGCGUGGGAGUCAAAGAUGCCAUGGUGGAGCUGCACAAGGCUUUAGAGUUUCCUGUCGCUGUAGCCGCAGAGAUUGCUGCGUCCCCCUUUCCUUUCUGUGCAAAUCCUCCUCCUUUUUUUCUUUUUUCUUUAUUUUUUUCCCCCCACAAGCCCCACUGCAUCUUCAGCAAAGGAGCGAACAGGCAGAGAAGGACUUGGGGCUGUCUCAGACUCCUGCUGGGACAUCAUGCUCAGAGAUGGGAUCUCCAAAGCAGGGUCUGUGGGAGCAGGACAGUGUUCUCAGACCUUAGGGAGUCUCUCAUUCAGUCCCUGUUGUCCCUGGGGUCUGAGACGGGAGGAUCUGAAGCAAUUUAACCAACAUGGAAGAAGUGACUGGAGGAUUUGGGUUCCCACACCCUGCCCGUGGCAGGAGGAUGGAAAGCAGGGCUGGGCUCGGCUGUGUCAUCACUGGAGGCCGUGCUGCAGGAGCAGAGCUGGCCCUGAGCCCUCCCCUGCAGCCUCUGUGCCCUGGCUCCCCCGGGGCUGCCUCAGCACACGAGCCUCGCUCAGCACCGACUGCAGGAGGGGACACCAAGGACACCCAGCCUGGCACAGCGCCAGCGCCCAGGGUGACACUGGGCACAGGGGGUCCCUCUGCAGAGCAGUGCCUGCGCUGGAAACCAGGUGAGAUCCCCGGCUGGUUUGUUUGCAGCAGGUGACACGGACUCUGGGAAGGCCUUUGCUCUUAGUGAUGGCACCAGAAGGAACCUUUGGUGGCUUUGGUGGCUGCUCCAAACUCGCACACCUUGCAGAGAGAGGGAAGGCAAUUCAGCACCGUGCUGGCUCUCCAGAGGAGCUGAGCUGAGCCCAGAGCUGCUGAACCAGGGCCAUCUGCAGGUGCUGCUGUGCUGGGAACAGAGCACCCUGCUGCCCUGCCCAGCACAGCUCCGUGGGCAUGCUGGCACUGCAGGGAACAGAGCACCCUGCUCCCCUGCCCAGCACAGCUCUGUGGGCAUCCUGGCACUGCUGGGAACACAGCACCCUGCUGCCCUGCCCAGCACAGCUCUGUGGGCAUCCUGGCACUGCUGGCACUGCUGGGAACAGAGCACCCUGCUCCCCUGCCCAGCGCAGCUCUGUGGGCAUCCUGGCACUGCUGGGACAGAGCACCCUGCUGCCCUGCCCAGCACAGCUCUGUGGGCAUGCUGGCACUGCUGGGAACACAGCACCCUGCUGCCCUGCCCAGCUCAGCUCUGUGGGCAUGCUGGCACUGCUGGGAACACAGCACCCUGCUCCCCUGCCCAGCUCAGCUCCGUGGGCAUGCUGGCACUGCUGGGAACAGAGCACCCUGCUGCCCUGCCCAGCACAGCUCCGUGGGCAUGCUGGCACUGCUGGCACUGCUGGGAACACAGCACCCUGCUGCCCUGCCCAGCACAGCUCCGUGGGCAUGCUGGCACUGCUGGGAACAGAGCACCCUGCUCCCCUGCCCAGCACAGCUCUGUGGGCAUCCUGGCACUGCUGGGAACACAGCACCCUGCUGUCCUGCCCAGCUCAGCUCUGUGGGCAUGCUGGCACUGCUGGCACUGCUGGGAACAGAGCACCCUGCUCUUCUGCCCAGCACAGCUAUGCGGGCAUCCUGGCACUGCUGGGAACACAGCACCCUGCUCCCCUGCCCAGCACAGCUCCAUGGGCUGGCACUGGGCUGCACGUGGCACCCACGGACGUGGGAAACCUGCAGGAUUUUGGCAAGCAUGGACGUGGGGGAGGCAGAGCCCUGCCCCACCCUGGCAGGCUGGCCCUGGUUCAGCUCAGCCUGGGGAUCCUGUCCUGGCACUCUGAGCAGCCAGGGAUGGCAGGGCAGAUGCCAGGUUCCAGCAGAGUCCUGGGGAAUGAUCUUUGGCUUUGCUGGCUCGGGCUGGGGCUGCACAGCAGAGUCUGGCUGGCCUGGCACCGAUGCUGGCACUCAGCAAGGCUGAGCUUCCCCUGCUGGAGGGCAUCGAGGAAUGUUUGGGGCUCUCCUGCACCGAGGGUCUGGAAGCAGGACCCUCCCUGCUGCCCUUUCCACGCUGAGCCUGGGGUUAUCCCCAGGGGCUGCUCUCUGGCUUUUCACUGCCCUCACAAAAUUCCCCUCUGCUCCUGGGCCUUCCUGCAGUGCUGUGCCCUGCAGUGGAGCCGUGCCAGCUGCGGGGCUGCCAGCCACAGCCAGGGGGGCACGGAGCGGGGGGCAGCCCCUGUGACUGCUCUGUCACCAUGUGCACAGGUGGGCAGGGAGCUGGGGGUGUGGGGCUGUCACCCUUGUCCUUCUCCUGGUCCCUGGAGCUGGUGGGAUGAUGGUUCUGCUUCUCUGCAGCUGGUUCUGCUUCUGUCCCGCUUUUGGGCUGGGACCAGUCCCUGCUCUGCUGGGCUGAGGCUUUUCCCUGGGUGGAUCCUGAGCUGCAGGAGGUGUCAGUGGGGCAGCCCUGCACAGCUCCUGCUUCCCCCCUGGCAUUUGGGGCUCUCCUGGUGGCUCCUGUCUUCUGCACCCUGGGGGUGCUGCUGUCCCCAGUGCUGUCCCCAGCACACCUGGACAGCCCUGUGCCAUCACAGCCAGGGCCACCACUGUCCCAGGAGGACCAGGACAAGAUGGACUGGUGUUGGAGCAAAGGGGCCACCAGCAGGCACCAGGGACAGCCACUGGCUGUGUCCCCAUGCCCAGGGAAGGAUUUGCUGAGCAGGCUCUGCAGUUUGCAGUGAAACCCCAUGGAACGGGCACCGCCAGGGCAGGUGGCUCCCACUGCCGGGCCCAGCCUGCCUGGGAUGGGGCAGCACCCUGGGGUGUCCAGGAGGGCUCAGCACAGCCUGUGCCCCCUGUGCCCAUCAGGUACGUGGCCACUGCAGGGCAGAGGGCCAGGACAAAGCCUGGAGCUGCAGGACGGCAGUCCCUGAGGUGGGGGUGGUGGGGCAGACCCCAGGGCAGCAGGACACAGUGAAUGUGUGGGUACGAAGGGGCUGAUGAGUGAGGGAUGUGGCGCAGGGCAAAGGCGCCCUCAGUGCUGCCUGAGGAGCUGAGCCAAGGUGUCGCUGUGCUUUCCCUGUGUUCAAGGACAGCCCCAGAGGUGUGGAAGGUGCAGGGAAAGGCCAGGAGGAGAAGCACGUUUGCACUGAGCCCCCAGGCUGGCAGGGCUGGGCCGAGCACCCCGGGUUCAUGGCCUGGGUGCUCCCUGCCCUGCUCCUGGGGUUUUCUCUGCCCAGGCAUGGCAGAGGGAUGGGGGUGCAGCCAUCCUGCCCCAAGGGGCCCUGAGGGAAGCAGCAAGGAUGCACUUUACCAGAGCAGGGAGCAGAGCCGUGGGUGCUCCUGGCUGCAGGAAUGCCACGAGGGAACGCGUCCGGAUAAUCAGGAGGAGUGUGAUGGAGGAGAGCAGGCUUCUUCCCCCACAGCUCCUCUUCUGCCCCUGCCCUCCCUUGUGAUGCACUUUGAGUGGACGAGGGUGGGAUUCAACCUGCGGCUCUGGCUCCCUGGGAACGCCAGCUGAGCCUCAACCCACCACAAACUGCUCCAGCCCCUUUGGCCCAUGGCUGUGUCAGGCUCUGCCUCUCACGGGGGCUCUGCCGGCAGGCAGGCAGGCAGGGACAUGGCCCCUCACCUCCAUGCAUGUCCAGGCCACCUCUGUCACACGCACAAGAAGAGCAAACGCUUCAUCACCUGGCUGGGGUCUGCUGGAGGGGAGGCUGGGCUAGAACAGGGAGGGGAUGGGGCUUCUGCCAGGGUGUCACCCCUCUCCCAAAUCAGGCAAUAAAACAGUGUUUCCUUCUCACUGUGUGUGUGUGGACACCGUUUGUCCUGUCCCCCUGCCCUGGGCUCUGCGUGUGUCCCUGCCACGCUGGGCCCUGUGAUUUUCCAGAUUUUGCUGUGUCAGGACACCAGGCUGGACAGUGUGGGCACGUGUGAUCCAGGGGGGCACCACGCAGAGAAGCGCAGGCAUUGGAACUCACAUUUCCACACAGCCACAGGUGUGAGCUGCCUUCCUACCAAAAUAAGGGGCAGGUACCAGCUCAGAGACCGAGGGAGUCUCCUGGCACAGCUCUGUUGUGCCAGCUGCUCCGGGGGCAUUUGCCCAGGCGGUUCUGCCUUGCUGGGAGGGGGCUGUGGGGCAGGAGCAGGGCACUGCUGCCCACAGCUGCAGCCUGGCAGGAACCAGGCAGGGUGGAGCGAGGCCCUGGGCUCUCCAGGCUGGGCUGCACACGCAGGUAAGUGCCCCGCAGGGCCGGGGUGCCAGGUGCCAGCUUGCUGCUCACCCAGAGGGUGCCGGGAGCUGUUGGGCAGGAGGAGAUGUUCUGCUUUGUGUCGGCGUUUCCGAGAUGCCAGCUGUACUUGUUGGAUUUCACACAUCAAUAAAACUUAUAUUUAUAGUGUA